UCAGUUUGUUAAAUCGCCUCGAACGGUUCGGAACGCGCGCGCUCGAAGAGAUCGGACGGCCAACUCCCCGGAAAGAAAGAAAAAUAGUGGAAGGAGGCGCCCCCACAAGGCGAACGAGUGUAGUGUAGUAGUGAAAUAGUCCUCGAUUUAGUUUACCCCUUUUCCGCAAUUUUCACCAAGCCCGAAACAUUGGAUUUCCUGUGAUUUUCCGACUUUUCCUGCGACCAGACUCCCCAAAAUCCCCAGUAUCGGAACUAUGUUUAUGGGCAGAGCGCAACGAGGCCGCAGGAUGAGAGAAUAGCCAUGAAUCUGAUCAACAUGGACUCGGAAAACAGGGUGGUGCUCAAUGUGGGUGGCAUUAGGCACGAAACCUACAAGGCCACGCUGAAGAAGAUUCCGGCUACGCGAUUAUCGCGAUUAACAGAGGCGCUGGCCAACUAUGAUCCGAUACUGAAUGAGUACUUCUUUGAUCGGCAUCCGGGCGUCUUCGCACAAGUGCUCAACUAUUACAGAACUGGAAAGCUGCAUUAUCCCACGGAUGUGUGCGGUCCGCUGUUUGAGGAGGAAUUGGAGUUCUGGGGCCUAGACUCGAACCAAGUGGAGCCCUGCUGUUGGAUGACCUACACACAGCAUCGCGACACCCAGGAAACCCUAGCCGUACUCGAUCGUCUCGAUCUGGAUACGGAAAAACCGUCCGAAGAGGAAUUGGCACGCAAAUUCGGCUUCGAGGAGGACUACUACAAAGGCACAAUAUCCUGGUGGCAGGAAAUGAAGCCGCGCAUUUGGUCCUUGUUCGAUGAGCCCUACAGUUCCAAUGCAGCCAAGACUAUUGGCGUGGUUUCGGUGUUCUUCAUCUGCAUUUCGAUCCUGUCGUUCUGCCUGAAGACCCAUCCCGAUAUGCGGGUACCCAUCGUCCGGAACAUUACAGUGAAAACUGCGAAUGGAAGUAAUGGCUGGUUUUUGGACAAAACGCAGACCAAUGCGCACAUAGCCUUCUUCUAUAUCGAAUGCGUGUGCAAUGCCUGGUUUACCUUUGAAAUAUUGGUGCGCUUUAUCUCAUCGCCGAACAAGUGGGAGUUCAUCAAGUCAUCUGUUAACAUCAUAGACUACAUAGCGACGCUUAGUUUUUAUAUCGAUCUAGUGCUUCAGCGGUUCGCAUCGCACCUGGAGAACGCUGACAUCCUCGAGUUCUUCUCGAUCAUCCGCAUCAUGCGUCUGUUCAAGCUGACGCGCCACUCGUCCGGACUGAAGAUCCUGAUCCAGACGUUCCGGGCCUCGGCCAAGGAGCUGACCCUGCUGGUGUUCUUCCUCGUCCUGGGCAUCGUGAUCUUCGCCAGCCUUGUCUACUACGCGGAGCGCAUCCAGCCCAAUCCGCACAACGACUUCAACAGCAUACCGCUGGGCCUGUGGUGGGCCCUGGUCACAAUGACCACCGUCGGCUACGGCGACAUGGCCCCCAAAACCUACAUCGGCAUGUUCGUGGGCGCCCUCUGCGCCCUGGCCGGCGUACUAACCAUCGCACUGCCAGUGCCCGUCAUCGUCAGCAACUUCGCCAUGUACUACUCGCACACGCAGGCCAGGGCCAAACUGCCAAAGAAGCGGAGACGAGUGCUUCCCGUCGAGCAGCCGCGCCAGCCCAGACUGCCAGGUGCCCCUGGUGGUGUCAGUGGUUGCGGUACCCCGGGCUCGGGUCCCCACUCCGGUCCCAUGGGAUCCGGCGGUACUGGACCACGUCGCAUGAACAAUAAAACAAAGGACCUGGUCAGCCCCAAGUCAGAUGAAUAUACAACAAUGAUUGGCAAACCGCGCGAUGGCAAAAAGAGCAGGCUGCUCUAAGCCAACAAACACAACAGCAACAACAUGAACCACGAUACGACAACAACCACAACAGAACCAGAUGAAGAACCCAAGAACUCCCCAUACCAUUACUUCCAAGCUAGAAAUUGCAAUGCGAUGAUGAUGAUACUUUCUGUAUAAGAAUUUGGCAAACUGAUCUAUGAGUAAACGAAGGAAAAGUUGAGAGUAAAAGAAAACGCAACCCAGGGACUGGAUAAAGAUCAUAUAGCGGAUAUAGACCAAAUCGGAUUGUGUUGCUCAACUUUUCGCAGGUCCGCUGGGCGCAAGCAUUGUGGCCAUGAGUCCCCGGACAAUGCUGGAUCUCAAUCCUGCCCUGGCGAUGGGCAAGCCUACGUUUCAGCCCCGUAUACCCACCCCCCUGGCAGCCACGCCCCCUCCCCCCGUGAGUUCCGCUGGGGGGAUGACAGCGUCUGGAAUUGGAACUACUUCAGCCACUGGAGCCACUAGUGCACCACAACCAGCAACACCACUACCCAGCAUUGCGGUGUCCACCACAGCGAGUGUGGGCAAGGAUUUGGGCAUCUCGACCACCACCACCACGGCCCAGGAGACCAGCAAGAAGGCCUUCCUCUAAAGGAGCAGCCCAGCCAAGGAUUCAGCCACCUGCUAUUUAUAUUUAUCCACGAUCCCCAUAUCCUCCAAUAAGCAAUAUCUAUUCGAUGUCAUACAGAGCCUUCGCAUACGUAUUCACUAAGAACAAAGAUGGUGUGUUUCAAAGUUAGCAAAAGGAUCCUAACCUACUCGUAUCACUUGAGAUCGUCUUUGUUUUCCUCAUAUCAUCACACACUGUGUUUCGCAAAGCCUCAUAUCGAAAAAUAUCGAAAUGAAUAUCAUAUAUUCACGAACGAGUCUACAAUGGAUCAGAAUUAGCUGGAGAUCAAUCUUAAAUCAAAUAUCGAUUGUGAUGCUAUAUUAUGAAAAGUAUUCUUUGAUUUCAGAAGGGGUUUAGGAUAUUACUCUAUAUAAGCCAUUUGACUGUUAUUAUAUAUUAGUUGCUUACUUUUAUAUAUCGAAUCCUAUGUAAUAUCUCACACUGAAAUGAAAAGGCCAAUAUUAAAGCAAUACUUUGGUUCAAGACCAAUUAUACACCUAGCUAAAAAUUACCAUUCUGUUUAAUCCAGCAAUAAAAUAUGUUUUUAACCUUAUAUAUUCGUACUCUAGUAAUGAUCUAUCCAUCUCUGAUACCUAGACUCGCAAUUUGUGUUGACCAUAUCACGACAUACCUAUACCUAUCAAUAUCGAACCUAAGCAUAAGCAUUUGCUAAAUAUAGAUAAUCCAAUUGCUUGACGCCAACAAUUUAUCAUCGAGAGUUAACCAAGACAGAGCGGAAACCAUGUUUUUAACCAUACAAAGUGUUUUUACCGAUUGCAAGCUUGCUAACGAUCCAUUUUUCUAUAUAAGCCAUAGAUAUUAAAUCGACAAGCAGUGUAAAUAAUCCAAAAUGCUUUACAACUCGGUUUGCCAGUUCCUUAUGCGUUGUGUAAAGACUCUACUGCCCCCAAUCAGUUCUCGUGGGGCAGGGGCAGUUCGGUUGAAAGCUUUAAUUUGAUAUAUAUUUACUAUAUAGAGGGGGAAUCCAACUCAAACGCGGUUUGAGAAGCUUAAUUAAACAGAAACCAAUCAAAAAGUACAUCUACUUUUUUAAAAUUCAUUCGGGCCCAGCGCACGUGUUGACUUCAACUUUUUCCCGAACUAAAAAUAGGAAAGGUGCUGAUUUCUUUAGCGAAAGACGCAAAAGUUUGCGGGGAAAAAAAUUGAAGCCAAAGAAAAACAAAUGAAAUUUUCCAACUGUUGGCACUUUUCGCUCAUCACUCACUUACAUGCUGGGAUUACUCGGUAAGCUGGGAGUAAAAUCGCUUCUUAUAUUUUUCCAGCCCGAAAAGUUGGCUCACAUAUCAACAAGCUAGGGAAACUUAAAGAAAAUUUCAAAUUUCCGUCAGUUAAAAUGCAAAUUAUUUCUAUUAAAUUUUGUUUGGUUCUCCGCAAGCAACGACUUCCCUGAAUAAAUGCAAAACAAACAAAAAAAUCCAGAAGCGGCAGGGAAUUCCUUACAGUUCCUUUCAGUUAACUUGAAAUUGUUAAGAAAGUUUACAAAUUGCUGUGGGGUUAAGUGGGUGGAUUUAGUCCAAAAACUCACAGGGCUGGUUAAAAAAAAAAAAGCAAACAGGUUAGCAAAUUGUUUUUCCCCAAUUUUCCUUUGAUUUCACUUGCGCAAGUCAUUAGCUAAUUCUCUUGUACAUUUUGAAUAUAUAUAUAUACAUAUAUCUCUCUCAGCAGUCAUUUUGCCCACAUAAUUGUAAGAAUAAACAUGAUAAUUACUGAAAACAAAAAGUGGAACAAAAAGAAGCGGAAGAAUAAGAUGCAAAACUUAAGCAACAUUAAGAUCGAAGAUGGGCAACAAAUAAACGAUGUUUGGGAAACAUUUGUUAAGUUUUUAUAAUGAACAAAGCAUUAAUAAUAACGAAAUUAAUAUUAAAUAUUGCAAGCUAUAGGAAAUGGAUACAAACAAUUGUUUAUAUCGUUUCGUUUUCUCGCUAUGAUUUCGAAACAGUUUUUUAAUUGUAUAGUUAAGCAAAUUGUAUACUAUUUGAACUAAACAAAACAAAUUGUUCUCUCAAUAAUUCUUGAACAAAGAAAAUUAAGCUAAUUAUAUAUACAUUUAUAUAUAUAAUUGAACAAAUAUAUAUAUAUAUGAAUUU
Drosophila melanogaster (fruit fly) is the source of this 4557-nucleotide messenger RNA. It is a transcript of the gene Shaw, whose product is annotated as shaker cognate w. Lineage: Eukaryota; Metazoa; Arthropoda; Insecta; Diptera; Drosophilidae. The record is from RefSeq and is marked reviewed. The coding region runs from base 304 to 1836 and encodes 510 amino acids. The transcript has 9 exons. Gene Ontology annotation, biological process: potassium ion transport; monoatomic ion transmembrane transport; potassium ion transmembrane transport. Gene Ontology annotation, cellular component: membrane; voltage-gated potassium channel complex. Gene Ontology annotation, molecular function: monoatomic ion channel activity; voltage-gated monoatomic ion channel activity; voltage-gated potassium channel activity.